CUGUGAAGUCACUCAAACACGUGUCGCGUCACUGCAAACCGCUCGUGAAGUUGCGCGAGCUGCUGUCUGUCUGCUGGGUGAAAGAGAAAUGGAAGUAAUGGACAUUAUUUUUUUUAAUCACAGUAUAAUAUGAAAUGUUCUGGCAACAUGUGGUUACUUGAGCUUUCACAGAAAGCAUGACAGUUGUUUAUGCACAGACCCAUCAUUUUGGCCGAAAGGCAGAUCAGUUGGUUGCAAAGGAAAAGUUAUGCCAUAGUAAAGCAGCAGAGCUGUUGACAGAGGCCUGGUCAGUGACACAGAGUGAACAGGUACGACUGUCUUUAGAGCCGCAGAGGGACAGACAUCUCCAACAGCAGCGACUGAUCAAGAUGAGCCGCAAACACACUAGACCCUUGGUCAGCUCUUCAAAACACACCUCAGCCCCGAUAACAGCCCUCCAAAGUCCUCCACUCGGCUGGAAGGCUGCCAAAGACGACAAGACUCGGCUGGAAGAGCAGAGCACUGCCACCGCUGACCUGCGGGAGCUCGUGGUGGUUCUGCUGCUGGAGAACAAGCGGUUGCUGGAGGAGCAUGAGAAACUGAAGGCAGAGAAUGCUAGUCUGAAGAGAGAGCUGUAUGAGGAGCAUCAGAGCCCUCAGGCUUCUCUAGAUCAGCCUUUGCCGCUGGGCAUGAGGCUCCUGAACGUGCCUCCUAACCUCCAGCAGGAGAUCCAGCUGCUGCUGAAGACGGCAAAUGACAGCUAGACCUGCAUCCACCUACAGCACUGCUCAAAAGAUUGGAUAAUUACGACUUUUUUUUUUUUUGGCUAUUGUCUCAAUCUGAAGAAGAAAUGUUUCUUGGGCAUUAAAUUGGAAUAUUAGACUGAUUUCUGAAGG
Cyprinus carpio (common carp) is the source of this 875-nucleotide messenger RNA. It is a transcript of the gene nrbf2a, whose product is annotated as nuclear receptor binding factor 2a. The record is from RefSeq and is a predicted model, not a curated record. Gene Ontology annotation, biological process: autophagy. The transcript has 4 exons. Bases 177 to 743 code for a protein of 188 amino acids. Lineage: Eukaryota; Metazoa; Chordata; Actinopteri; Cypriniformes; Cyprinidae.